This is a messenger RNA of Trichoderma breve, 3006 nucleotides long. RefSeq names its product spt20 family domain-containing protein. Gene Ontology annotation, molecular function: transcription coregulator activity. The transcript is spliced from 6 exons. The record is from RefSeq and is a predicted model, not a curated record. NCBI's taxonomy places the organism in Eukaryota, Fungi, Ascomycota, Sordariomycetes, Hypocreales, Hypocreaceae. Bases 1 to 3006 code for a protein of 1001 amino acids. Gene Ontology annotation, biological process: regulation of transcription by RNA polymerase II. Gene Ontology annotation, cellular component: SAGA complex.
AUGGCACCUACCAACGUCACCACUGCCACGGCAACCGCUACCACCACGGCGGUGCAGCAGAACGGCUCAACCAAGAUUAAGCGACCGGUGCCGCCAGGAAUCCAGACCAACGGGGCUGCCUCGUCAGCCUCAUCGCCGUCGCCGUCCAUGGCGAACAACAAGCCGCCCAGCGCGAAGCAGCCGCCUAAUUCCGCCAGCGAUCGGGCCAUCACGGCCUCAACGGUUCGGCCCAUGGCCCGGAUCCGUCGCGAUACCCUGAACCAGGCGGCCGGGCGCAAUUCGAGAAAUAGCGCGGGGAUGCGAUCGGCUUCGUUCGCAGCAGAUAUGGCGGUUCAUGGUUAUGAACCCCCACCAUAUGUUGUCACCGAUGCGUACGUAUUAAAGAAGCAUUUGGGGCGACCCCCCUCGCUGGUCGUCCAUAUGCACCCCACACAUUUCCGCUUCGAUGGUCAGGACGGCAUGUUCCAGUAUAAGUCGCCGAUGAGGAUGUUUCUCGACCAUGUGAAGAACCGCACGAUUCCCCACGAUCUUCUCUCCUACUUUAUCGAAGGCAACGUGCCAUUCUAUGAGGGAUGCCUCAUUGUACAGAUUCACGACCACAAAUCUGUGGCCCAGGCCAAGGGCGUCAAACGACCUUCAUCCGCCUCCAGCGCUGUUGUACCGUCGUCUAUCCACAACUACAACCAGUGUCUUACCCCUUCACCCCACGUGCCAUAUCCCAAGGAAGAGCAGAAUUCUGAUGCCGAUAAAGAGCCUACGUCGAAUGUGCCUCUGGACACAUCAAAUAAAGUUGCCGCGAAGCCAAAGAUUUACACUGUCGUCCUUCACCCGACGGCUGAGAGUAUACAAAUGGAUCUCGCACUCAAAGCUUCCGCAUCCAAAAUCACUGGCGAUGCCCGUGCUACCAAUGACAGUUCGAUCAUGGCACCUCCAUCAACCCCCUCAACAUUAGUGCCGCCGACACCAACUACGGCAACGAUGCAACCGCCUGCGAAAAAACAGAAGCGAGAAAAGAAUGAACUGGAUAGAAAUGGCUUAUAUGCUUUCGAAGGCCAGGUAUUACUCGCAACCAACGCACCUCUAAUGCUCGAGCCGACCAAGAGCGCAGAGGAGACCAUUGCUCUGCUGGAGGAAUGGUCACAUCCCAGUCACAAGGAGGACCCGCCCAAACCAAAGACGCGCAAAAGGACUGUUGCCGAAAUGGCCGCGGACGAGGCUGCUGCUGCGGAGCUGGAACGCUAUAUGCUGGUUCUGGACGAUCGGCUUGCCUCAAACUCUACCGGUGCCCAAGGCGCUGGUGGCGCAGAUGGAGAUGGCGCAACUGGCGCAGCUACCUUUGAGCCUCGAUUCGAACGCUUUAAGCUCAUUGAAGAUAUUAAGAGAGAGCAUGCCGAAAAGAAGGAACAGGAGAAGCUUAAGCAACUUGAAAACGACCGGAAACUGCAGCUCCAGAGGCAACAGCAACAGCAACAACAGGCGGCAGAACUCGCUGCCCAGAGGCAAGCGGAACAAGAGAGGGCGCGACGCGAGGCUGCGGCCAGGGAGACGUCAACUCCUGUAGCGCAGGCCAACAACAACCAAGCGCAAAUGAACCAGACGCAGCACGCUCACCCUUCCGCUCAGGGCGGAGUGGUGGCCAACGCUCCAGCGUCCUCGCCUGUCAUCAGGCAGGGAACUCCCCAAAAUAUGUCGUCGCCGAUGGUGGGAAGCGUCCCCAUGCAGCAAACCAACUCCAGCAUGGCAGCAAGCCCUCCUCGGCCCGCUUCUGUCGUACAAAACCCUCAAGUAUCGGUACCCAUGACGCACGCCAUGUCUUCGAGAAACAGUCAGCAGAGUCAUCCCUCCAACACACCUCGUAUGCCCCACUCGACGCCAAAUAUAUCUCAUGCCACGCCUAUUAACCGGCCGACAAUGGUUGCAACUCCCCGCAUGACCCAAGCGAGUCCUCCUCCUGCUAUGAUGGCCCAGAACUCUCAGAUGGGCCAGCAGAUGAUGAUGAACGGCCAAGUUAUGAACCAGGCCAACCCUCAAGUUAUGGCCCAGAUGGCUCAGCAAGCCCAACAACGAGCCAUGCUGCAGCAGCAACAGCAACAGCAACAGCAGAUGCAACAGCAAAUGAUGCAAAUGAUGCAACGGCAAAUGAUGCUGCAGCAGCAACAACAGCAGCAACAGCAACAACAGCAGCAGCAACAGCAGAUGAACCCACAGCAGCAACAGCAGCAGCAGCAGCAGCAGCAGCAGGCACAGCAACAGUGGGCUCAACAAUACGCUCAACAACUGCAGAACAUGCAAGGUGCUCAGAUACGCCAGAUGACACCACAAAUGCAGGCUCAAAUUCAGCAUAUGGCGCGAAUGGGCCAGAUGAAUGGACAGCUAGGAAAUAUGAUGCGAGGCCAGAUGAAUGGGCAGAUGAUGAAUGGUAAUGUCAAUGUCAAUGCCAACAACAUGCAAGCUAUAGUAGCCAUGCAGAUGCAGCAGCAACAACAGCAACAGCAGCAGCAGCAGCAAGCACAGGCCCAAGCCCAAGCACAAGCGCAGGCACAGGCUCACGCUCAGGCCCAGCAAGCCCAGGCUCAGGCACAAGCUCAAGCCCAGGCACACGCCCAGGCUCAAGCUCAACAAGCACACGCCCAGGCUCAGGCCCAAGCACAGGCGCAGGCCCAAGCACAAGCGCAAGCGCAGGCACAGCAUCAAGGGCAAGGACCUCAGCAAGCACAUGGCAAUGCUACCUUACAAGUGCAAAUGCAGGCCCAUGCCCGCCUUGUCUAUAAUCGCCUGAUGGGAGUGGCGGCAGCUAAAUUUGGUGGUCCUGAAAACAUACCACAGGAUACGGUGGACAAAAUCAAGCAGCAAUCCUAUGCGCAAGCCCAACAAUCAGUGAGAGACUUGGUUCAGCGGAGAGCCCAGCAGCAACAACAACAACAGAUUAUGAUGCAGCAGCAACAGCAGCAGCAGCAGGCAGCAAUGCAAGGCAUGGGCGGGAUGAUGGGGCAUCAAGGAAUGUAA